Messenger RNA from Syzygium oleosum, 2627 nucleotides. Its product is annotated as disease resistance protein At4g27190-like. The transcript has 2 exons. Bases 88 to 2223 code for a protein of 711 amino acids. Gene Ontology annotation, molecular function: protein binding; ADP binding. The record is from RefSeq and is a predicted model, not a curated record. NCBI's taxonomy places the organism in Eukaryota, Viridiplantae, Streptophyta, Magnoliopsida, Myrtales, Myrtaceae.
UAUUUCCACAGACGCUUUUGCCCACUUCUCCACAGCGUACAGGCCCUUCCUUCUCUGGAAUCAGCAAGCCCGAGUCGAGGUAAUAAGAUGCAAUACUACAUCAAUGCACUAGCAGAAUUUGGUCGUAAUUUUCAAAUCGUCUGGGGUUGCAUCAACAAUUAUGGUGAUACCGGUGGGAAGAUGCAAAUCCUAAAAAGCCAGCUCGAGAGUCUUAUUAGUAGAGAAGGAGACAUAAUUGUGGAAGUAGAACACGCGGAGUCAACUCUUGGAAGAAAAAGAAAGAAAGAAGUUGAGAAUUGGCUAAGCAAUGUACGAAGAAAAAAGGAUGAAUUCUCAAGCUUAGAUCAAGAAGUUGCAAAUGCGGGACUUCUCUCAAGAAUCACUUCAUCGAUCAACUUGGCAAAUCGUAUGAAUCAAUUGAUCGAAGAGGUGAAGGAACUCAGAAAGCAAGGUGAAUUUGGUGGCGGACUCGCACAAAAUUAUAUCAGGGGAUAUGAACUGCUGACAAAGGAAUUAGUUGGCGACACUUUUAGACAAAAUCUGCGAAAGAUAUUAUCUUACUUGAUGAAUGAUGACGUGUGGAGAAUUGGAGUUUUUGGUAUGGGAGGUGUUGGGAAGACCACUCUGAUAACACAUAUCUACAAUAAGCUUUUGAAGGCGCAUAACACUGAUCAGAAGGUCAGUUUGGUGGUCGUAUCCCAAAAAUGUAGCCCUGACGAGCUGCAAUACAAGAUUGCAAAAUGUCUGAAUCUUGAUCUGUCAAAUAUGGAUGAUAGGAUUAAUCGAGCUGGAAGAUUAUCAAACUUCCUGAGGGGAAAAAAAUUUGUCCUCAUCUUGGAUGAUACGUGGAAUACGUAUGAUCUAAAAGAGCUGGGACUUCCGGUAGACGAGAACGGGUGUAAACUGAUCCUGACAACCAGGAAGCUGGAUGUGUGUAACCAGAUGGAAUGCCAAGUUUCUGUCAAAGUAGAGACUCUCCUCGAGAAUGAAGCUUGGCACUUGUUCAUGAAGAAUCUGGGGCGCACAAAAGCCUUCCCACCUGAAGUAGAAAAUAUAGCAAGGUCUGUCGCACAGGAAUGUGGAGGUUUGCCUCUUGCAAUUGUGGUGGUUUCUGGAAGCAUGAGAGGGACGGAGGACAUCCAUGAGUGGAGAAAUGCAUCAGAAGCAUUGAAAGAAGCAAACUUCACGGAAGAAUGCAUGGAAGAGAAGGUGUUUGGUGUUUUGAGAAUUAGCUAUACUCGACUGAAUGAUGUGAUGGCGCAGCGGUGUUUCCUGCAUAUGGCAUUAUAUCCUGAGGAUUACAUGAUUGAAAGAAGUGAGCUCAUUCGAUACUUCAUGGAUAUCCGAUUGAUAUGCAGCAGAAGUCGGGAAGUGGAGUACGAUAGGGGACAUACGUUGGUGAAUAAAUUACUUAACGUCUGCUUGUUGGAAAGUGUUAAACGCACGAACAUCUCUGGACAAGAAACAGAGGAAUUGAAGAUGCAUGACUUGCUCAGGGACAUGGCAAUCAACAUGAUGAGAUCUAGAUAUAUGGUGAAAGCAGGGUUGCAUUUGAGAGAGAUACCUGAAGAGGAAAAAUGGACACAGAAUCUUGAGGUAGUUUCCUUAAUGGGAAAUCUCAUUGAGGGAAUCCCAGAAGGGAUGGCGCCCAAGUGUCCUAGACUCAAGUUCCUUUGCUUGAGCAAUAACACUUCCUUGAAGGCAUUACCCAAUGCGUUUUUGGAAAACAUGCCUGCUCUCCAAGUUCUCGAUCUAUCUUGGACAAAUAUCAAGUUUCUGCCAUGUUCAACAUCCAACUUGAAGAACCUCAUUGCAUUGUUGCUCCGGGGGUGCAGGGAAUUAGAAUUAGUCCCGUCUGUGGCAAAGAUGGAGGAGUUAAGAACUUUAGAUCUGUGUGAAAGUGGAAUCCGGGAUGCACCUGAAGGGUUAGAGAGAUUGGUAAAUCUAAGAAGUUUUGAUUUGAAUGGUUCAGAACUAAGGAAACUGCCUCUUGGAGUUCUGCCGAAACUUGCUCAUCUGCAAUACCUCAACCUUGGCAGUAAAUUAUAUGCAGAAGGAAGGGAGAUAAUGAGUAUGAGGAACUUGGAAGAUUUAAAAUGCAAUUUCACUGAUGAAAAUGAAUUUAAUCUGUACACAGCAUAUCUGAAUGAUGGAAAAGGUCCAAAGAAGUGGGACUUGAGACUGGGAUGUGUUGAUUAUGAUGAGGCUCAUGGAAGAUUAUAACAAAAUCGUGAGAUUAAGUUGCAUCGCUCAAGGAUGGCAAUGGGAAGAGCGGCUUCUGCUCCCAAGAGAAGUUGAAUUGCUGAUAAUUGAAAGGUUUGUGGAGGAUGGCCUGAGAAGCCUAAUGAACAUCCCAUCAUUUCACCAGGUAACCAACAUGAAGGCCUGCAUGAUUGGGAAAGUUAAAUCCAUGGAGUGUGUGGUUCCGCUGUCCAUGGAUUUCCUCUCACACAGAUACACCCAUCUUCGAAGCCUUGAGUUUCUAAGACUAGAUUCACUUAAGGACCUCCGCGUCCUAGUGGAGGUAGAAGAGAACUUUGCCGCUGCGAGUGCAUUCCUGCGGGUGCUAUCCAAAGGUAAUACCUUCUGGGGUCUGAAAAAGCUCGAAAUCAGUAAAUGCUGCAAAA